Messenger RNA from Naegleria gruberi, 945 nucleotides. RefSeq lists its product as uncharacterized. The record is from RefSeq and is a predicted model, not a curated record. Lineage: Eukaryota; Heterolobosea; Eutetramitea; Acrasida; Naegleriidae. The coding region runs from base 1 to 945 and encodes 314 amino acids. The transcript has a single exon.
AUGAAACGAUUAAUUAUUGGUCUGCAAGAUUUAAAGAUCUUUAAUUCUAAUCUCUCUAAUUUGACUGAUCUUGACCUGUACGAAACAAAUUUAGAUAUGGAAGGCAUAGAUAAAUUGAUUCAAUUGAAACAUUUGACUAGAUUGAACAUUCAAUAUAGUUCUGCCGAUAGUUGUGAACCAAUACUUGCAAUGUUUGCAAAUACUAAUUGGAAAAAAUUGAAAUCACUAAACUUGCUUGCAUUAAUAGUGAAAGAGAAAAAAGUGCCAUUAAUCAAAGACGUUGAAAUUGUUCCCUGUGGAUUCAAACCAGAGCUAGAAAAGCUGGUCCUUGCAGAAAGUCAAAUCUCUGGAAAUUUGCUUAAACAUCUUCUUAAUUGUGAGAUUCUAUCAAAUUUACAAAUCUUGGACUUGAGCUACUUGUGCUUUGUAUACAGCAAUUCAUCUAUUCAUAAUUUAGAUGGAGUACUUGCAAUUGCCAACUCUAAAUGCUUGAAAAAUUUGAGGAUUUUAAAAUUGUAUCAAUCUUAUAUGGACAGUGAUUGUAUUAAACUAAUUGCUGAGAGAGGAUGUCAGACACUUCCUAAUCUUCAAUCAUUGGAUUUGCGAAUGGGCCAACUUGGAGAUGAAUCAUUUGAGAAAAUUAUGGAAUAUGAAUUUAUGCAAAAUUUGGAAUUAUUAUUUGUCAUGUUGAGUGCAGAAAAUAACAAUUCUUACUUUUUGACCACUGUUUCUGCAAAGGCAAUACUAAAGAAUUCAAAGAAAAUGAAGAAAUCUCUAUAUGAAGCAUAUGAAUAUUAUGUUCAUGUAGGUGGCAUUAUUGAUAUUGAGAGAGAUUAUCAAAAUUAUCAAGUGGAAGAAGGUCCAAAAUUGUUAGGAGCCAUCGUUAAUCAUGGAAGUGAUUGGGACUAUGGUGUUGAUGAACUAGAAUUGUUAUCCGAAUCAUAG